UAUACAGUUCACCACAGAUCACCGUUGAGUACACCUGUACACGAAACGAUAUGGAUGUGCUGACGGCGGCGAGCCAGAGCGAGAACUUCUCGGGGUCGGGGUCGGACGGCGGCGCCGACCCCCAGAUCCCGGUGCUGCGCAUCAACCAGCUGGACGCCUUCGAGCUGGACUCGUCCCUGGAGCAGCUGAUCUGGGGCCAGUUCACCCAGUGCUUCCGCGGCUGCCGGCCGGGCCUGCUGACGCCCGCCGAGCCGGAGCUCAAGGCCCUGCUCGCGCUGCUCCUCUGGAGGUUCACCCUCUACUCCGACGGCGCCACGGUGGGGCAGGCCCUGCUGAGCCUGCGUUACCACGACAACACCCGCCAAACCGCCGCCACCUCGGCCUCCCCUUUGACCCCCGCCUCCAGCUACAGACCCCUGACGCCGGGCCAGAGGCUGGGCCUGGCCCUUUUCACCGUGGGCCCCCGCUGGCUCCGAGAGCGAUCGCACAGCCUGCUGCUCGCCCUGGGCUUGAGCUCGGGGCCGGCGGGCGGAGGGGCCGCACCGACGGACGGCGGCCCCCUCCGCCGGGGCCUCCGCCGCUCCCUGACGCUCCUCUCGGCCGCCGCCCAGAUCGCCGGCCUCCUCAACUUCCUGGUGUUCCUGCGCAACGGACGCCACCCGGCGCUGGCGGAGCGCGCGGUGGGGGCGCGGGCCGUCUUCAGCCGGCCCAACGCCGGCCGCGACGUCAGCUACCAGGUCAUGAACCGCGAGCUGCUGUGGCACGGCUUCGCCGAGUUCCUCAUCUUCCUGCUGCCGCUGGUCAACGCGCGGAAGGCCAAGGCGGCGUUCUACUCCCUGGUGCUCGGCCGGGAGGCGGAGAGGCCCGGCACGGUGGACGGCGUCGGCGUGUGGCGGGAGUGCGGCUUCUGCGGGGAGUGGCCCACCAUGCCGCACACGACGGGCUGCGGGCACGUCUUCUGCUACUACUGCGUGAAGAGCCACGCCGUGGCCGACGCCUACCUCACCUGCCCCAGGUGCGGCGCGGAGGCGGGGCUCCCGAAGCCUGUCAACAUGGAGGUGGAGAUGGAGGCGAGGUGACGACGGAGUGCUGCGUCGUGUUUGAGUACAGACUCGGGGAGAUAGUCGUGGGUUUGAUUUCAGAUUUCAUUUUUUUUAUCUGUGCCAUGUCGAUAAAUACGCUACUCUAUCCGGGAACAAAGAGUAACAUUUGUUAUCAUUACGUAUGAUUGAAUUAGUGGCCCGAUUGGUGAUACUUGAAAGCUGAUAUACUAAUCAAAUACACAGGGCAUGAGCUCUCUAAUCACAACCCGUUUAGAUGGAGACAGCGGUCGUCGCGAUAACGGUCGAUAGAGUUGAACCGAUACCGCUCAAGGACAAUAAAUACAGAGUUUUUAAUCAACCCUUUGGCUGAAGUCGGGCUCCGGGUUGAAAGACUGUGUCUGCCCACGGCCCUCCCUGCGGAAGGCCGGCCCGGGCUCGGGCUUGUUUGAGCGGACUCCGGCGAUCCCCAUGACGUCUCAAUGUUGUCCGAAUACACACAGAACAGACCUGUGUAAUGUAUGUGUGCAUAUAUUGACAGUCCCUCGGCCCCCCCUCCUCCAUUCCUCCGGCUGGACUUUGGACCCAACUAUUUGUCAUUGGUGCACUUGACCGACUGCAGAGAACCACACAGAGCAUAUAUUUGAUGAAGAAAACGAGUUGAUUUAUGCCCCGGAUUUUUUGUGUCCGUUUCUGUGUGUGUGCGCGUGUGUGUGUCUGUGAGAAUGUAUGAGUUUGUGUUUGUUGAAAUGGGAAUAUUUGUUCUGAUGAAAAAUGCAGAAAGUCGGCUAAAUAAAUAAUGGGAGGAAUUUCUGAUGCCUCUCAUCACGGUCAAAUUAGCAUUUGUUGUGUAUUUUGUGCCUAAAUUCUAUUUCAACAUCAUUAAAAUUGAUAG
Messenger RNA from Gadus chalcogrammus (walleye pollock), 1935 nucleotides. RefSeq names its product peroxisomal biogenesis factor 2 (gene pex2). Gene Ontology annotation, molecular function: zinc ion binding. The transcript is spliced from 2 exons. NCBI's taxonomy places the organism in Eukaryota, Metazoa, Chordata, Actinopteri, Gadiformes, Gadidae. The record is from RefSeq and is a predicted model, not a curated record. Gene Ontology annotation, biological process: protein import into peroxisome matrix. Gene Ontology annotation, cellular component: peroxisomal membrane. The coding region runs from base 51 to 1079 and encodes 342 amino acids.